Molecule: messenger RNA, 492 nt
Organism: Lodderomyces pseudojiufengensis
Lineage: Eukaryota; Fungi; Ascomycota; Pichiomycetes; Serinales; Debaryomycetaceae
Exons: 1
Coding region: 1-492 (163 amino acids)
Source: RefSeq, a predicted model, not a curated record
AUGUUUGUCAUAGGUUCUGCAAUAGCAAUAGGUGCAAUAGCUCAUCAAGAACGUAAGAAAAAGAAAAAAGCAAGAAUACACUCAAUUGAAACUUAUAAUAGAUUACAACAACAACAACAUACAAAUGGUUAUAGACGAGAUAAUCCACGUCCAGGUCAUCCUGCUUCAUUUAAUUCACAAUCACAUGGACCACCACCACAAUCUCAAUAUGCAAAAGGAAGAGUAAAUCAAAAUAAUAAUCAAUAUAGAAGACCUCGUCCUCAACAACAAUUUAGAGCAAAUUAUCAACAGUCAUCACCACAACCACCUCAUCAACCAAUUCAUAAUAAAAGUAAUAAAUCUUCAUCACAUCAACAAAAUAAUCAUACAAAUUACAAUAGACAAGGUUCUAGCCAUAGUAGAAGAUCUCAACCUUCUGCAAGUCAACCACCUGUUCGAUCAAUGGUUAGAGAUAGUGAAACUUUUGAUCCUCCACCUGCUUAUACUCCUUGA